This is a messenger RNA of Camelina sativa (false flax), 2239 nucleotides long. Lineage: Eukaryota; Viridiplantae; Streptophyta; Magnoliopsida; Brassicales; Brassicaceae. The record is from RefSeq and is a predicted model, not a curated record.
UUUUUUUNUUUUAUUCCCUUUCUCGAGAAAACACAGCAGAGGUAAAAUGACGGAAAACGAAGGAAACGACAAGGAAAUGGAAGGAUCUAAUCCUAAGAAGAAGCUAAACCUUGUAACCUUCACCGGAGCCGCCGGUCUUCUAGGACUUGCCGUCAGUUUCGCCGUCUUCGCUUUCAAUUCCCACAAGCAAAAAUCGAAGAAGAAAGGUCUUCCUGGUUGUGAUACUGUUUGUGUUAACCUAUCCGCGAAGGAGAUUCUCGAGUUAGCUGACGAAAUUAAUCACAAGUCUACGCGAGUUCAUGAUUCUGUUGCUUUGGUUGCUUUAGAUAAGCUCUCUUAUGAGAAUGUUGUAUUGCCGUUGGCUGAAUUGGAAGCUAGACAACUCUCGCUUAUACAAUGCUGUGUGUUUCCUAAGAUGUUAUCGCCUCACGAUAAUGUUCGUAAAGCUAGUGCUGAAGCUGAGCAGAGAAUCGACGCUCAUAUUCUUUCUUGCAGAAAACGUGAAGAUGUUUACCGGAUUAUCAAAAUUUAUGCUGCAAAGGGAGAGUCAAUAGCACCGGAAGCUAAAUGCUACCUACAGUGUCUGGUUAGAGACUUUGAGGACAAUGGUCUGAACCUUACUGCAGUAAAAAGACAGGAAGUUGAGCGACUAACAAAUGAAAUUGAUGAGCUUAGCUUGCGCUACAUUCAGAAUUUAAAUGAAGAUAGUUCUUGUCUCUUUUUUACUGAGGAUGAGCUUGCUGGUUUGCCUCUAGAAUUUCUUCAGAGUUUGGAAAAAACUCAAAAUAAAGAAUUUAAGCUCACCUUGGAAAGUUGUCACGUUGCAGCUAUUCUAGAGUUGUGCAAGAUAGCCAAGACAAGGAAGACGGUGGCUAUGGCAUAUGGAAAGAGAUGUGGAGAUGCCAAUAUUCCAGUGUUACAAAGAUUGGUUCAGUCACGCCAUAGAUUAGCUCGCGUCCUUGGUUAUGCACACUUCGCAGAUUAUGCUCUUGAUCGCAGAAUGUCAAAGACAUCAAUGAGGGUGAUCAGGUUCCUGGAGGACAUCUCGUCCAGUUUAACUGACUUGGCUAUUAGAGAGUUUUCCAUUUUGAAAGACUUGAAGAGUAAAGAAGAAGGGGAGAUUCCGUUUGGCGUAGAAGAUCUAUUAUAUUACAUAAAGAGGUUUGGGAUAAAAAUUGAGGAGGUUACAGAAGUUGAUGUCUGGUAUCAUGAUGUUCGAGCUUUUGCCGUCUUUGACUCCGGAUCUGGAAAGCUUUUAGGAUAUUUCUAUCUUGACAUGUUUACAAGGGAAGGAAAAUGUAGUCACAGCUGUGUGGUGGCUCUUCAGAAUAACGCACUGUUCUCCAAUGGUGCAUGUCAGAUUCCUGUAGCGUUGCUUAUUACACAGUUUGCGAAGGAUGGUAGUGGUGAAGCUGUGCCAUUGGGAUUCUCUGAGGUGGUUAAUCUUUUUCAUGAGUUUGGCCAUGUGGUCCAACAUAUCUGCAAUCGUGCUUCAUUUGCUAGAUUCUCUGGCCUACGUGUUGACCCUGACUUUCGGGAGAUCCCUUCUCAGUUAUUGGAAAACUGGUGUUACGAGAGUUUCACGUUGAAGUUAAUAUCAGGUUAUCGUCAGGAUAUCACCAAGCCACUUGUGGAUGAAGUCUGCAAAACACUCAAACGUUGGCGAUAUUCUUUCUCUGCACUAAAGUCGCUUCAGGAGAUAUUAUACUGUCAAUUUGAUCAAAUAAUAUAUUCGGACGACAAUGCUGACUUACUGCAGCUAAUCAGAAGUCUUCAUCCAAAGGUAAUGAUAGGGCUACCAGCGGUGGAAGGAACCAACCCUGCUUCAUGUUUCCCACGUGCUGUAAUUGGCUCUGAAGCAACAUGCUACAGUCGUUUAUGGAGUGAGGUGUAUGCUGCUGAUAUAUUUGCUUCAAAAUUUGGGGACGGACAUCCGAAUCUGUAUGCCGGCUUGCAGUUCAGAGACAAAGUGUUGGCCGCAGGAGGAGGCAAAGAACCAAUGGAACUUCUGACCAGUUUUCUUGGAAGGGAACCAUCAACUCAAGCUUUCAUCGAUAGCCGGACAAACUAUAGUUUGUAGGAUCUUGCACCUAACAUUAGGAUCUUCCAAUGAAAUUGUUGGCUGGUGAAAAUAAACUUCUUUUUGUUGUUGUUAGAGACAUCGUUUUUGAUGUUUUGUUAAUGAGUCGAGACUUGAGAUAACCGAAUUAGUUGGAAAUUGGAAUCAUUCGUUCUUACC